ACUUUUAAAGUUUUGUGAUGCAGACGAUACGAAACCUGACCAAGCCAAGACAGUGAAUUGUAAACAAAUAAGUUCUAAUCUAUUUUUAUAGACUUACGUUUAAAGAUCAGGAAAGAUUAAAAACAAAUGAGAGAUGACUGAACCCAAUAUUUUAUAUCAAAUGCAACAAAAAGUUGUUGAAAUGAUUGAAGAGAUAAAGCUUCUUAGAAAAUGGAACAGUGAAAAAGAACAUAAAAUUGAUGAACUUCAUAUGAAAAACUUUAAUCUUCAGAAAUCAUUGGAAGAAGAAAAUGCAAAAUUUCGGGCAAGUCAAGAGGAUUUGGAAUCACAAUUUUCACGUCUAACACUUCAAUAUGAGGAAAAAAUUAAAACAGUCCAAUUAGAUCUGUUUCAGGCAAAUAUGAAGAAAGGGUGCAAAGAUUAUGUAGAAAAAAAGUUGCAGGAUGCUUUAUCAGAUGCUCAACUCCAAAACUAUCGUGCAUCUAAGACUAUCCAGGAAUUAAAUGACAAGAUUAAAUCUAUGGAAAAAGCUGUUGAUACAUUCAAUCUACACUUAGCUAAUGUUGGAAAGCUACAGGGAAAAUGGCAGGACACAUUAAUGAAGGCUGAGAAAAGCAUUGGGAGAUUGGAGUCAAAAGUUGAGCAAGCUAUCGAAGACAAUAGUGAAUUACGUCAAAUAGCUCGACAUCUAGAUUGUAUAGUGAAAGUAAAAACACAAGAAAUCUUGGCGCUUCGUCAGGAUUUACUUCAGGUGAAUGUCAAAGUCAAAGUAGACCCAAAACAAGACAUUCUGGACUCCAAAGAAAGAGAAAUUAAAACUUUGAAUCUGCGCGUUGAAAGUCUUGAACGUCAGAUAUCUGAACUAAUGGAAGACCUCGCCAAACGCUCCAAGAGAACAAAGGAAGCACUGGAUAGCAUGGAUAAAUCUCAUGAUCUUGUGGAGAAACAUUGGGCUAAUGCUGAGCUCAGAAGAGCUGAAGUUAGUAAAGUGUCUGCACGGUGUAGUGAGCUGAGAGGCCAGAAUACAAAGUUAACUAUAGAACUUAGAAGUCUUCAAUCCAAGCUGAACAUCGAGGCGAAGAAGUUCACAGGUGAAGAACAACUGUGGAAAGAAAGGGAGUUGAAGCUGCAAAAUACACUUUCUGCUCUGACUGAUCAAAUAACUUUAAUAGAGAAAGAGAAACUUUUACUGGAAGAAUCUAAUUACAACUCCACAUGUAAAGUUGAGGAAUUGAGUGAACUGCUUUGUAAUGCUCAAAGAAUAUUAAAUGUCACUAAAGUAGACUUUGGUCAACAAUAUGGACAAAGUUUCCAGAUUUCAAGUGACUUAAUGAUCCAGGUUUCUCCUGAGGUGAGCACCAAAAUCACCCAGACAAGUCAGGGUUUACAGUUUGACAAGGAGUCUCAGACCUUUUUUAGGCUGCCCUCAGCUUCUGUUCAGACUGAGAGUCCUUUUAUUACUUCUGCAUAUUUCUACCCUCAGAAUACAGUCAUAUAUGACUCUGAUACCAAACUACAGUCUCCUCAUGUUUCUCAGAGUGAAGAAAACAAGAAGGAAGAUUUACAGCGUUGCACAAAUGUUUCCAAUGUCAAGCACAAUAGUUCAUCUAUUCCUUGUAAACAGGUCUAUCCAUUCUCAAUAAAGCAAACAGCAGAACACUUAUAUGGUCAUAGUUCUUUGACUUCGACAUGCCCAGUUUCACAUUUUGAAUUUCAAAGUGGACAAGGUUUGUGUAAAAGUAGAGGCACGUCUAAAACACGAAAUCUAGCUACCAAGAAAAUAGUUACUUCAAAAUGCAUUUUGAAACCUGAAGAUACAAACUUUUAUGACAAGGCUACCAGCAUUCAUGGACAACAGCUUUUGCCUGAAAAGUCACCCAAUCAUCCAUCAAGUGGGAAAAGACAGAAGAUGUCAAGCAAGGAUCACCGCCUACAAAAAGCAGGCAGCCAGGCCGGUCCUUUAAAAGUGGUGAAUUAUACCUUAAAGGAUCUAAAAACUCAUUUUCUAAGCUUAGAAGAAGAAGAAUGCACACACAAAAUUGAAAACAUCAAGGGAAUUAUUAAAGAUAGAGCAGAAAAUUAUGAAUGUAAGACUGUAACCAAAAAGUCUGUCCAAUUUCCAGAACAAUUGACAACUAUUUGUCAGGGUUUAACUCCAACAAGUCAAAAUGAAAGUAUUACCUCAAAGACUACAGCUGAUCAUGACAUUAGCCUGAAUACAUACUCAGAUUAUGUAGAACUUGAUGGCGUAAAAUCAACUGUCCAUUCACCGCACUUGUUUACUGCUUCAGUCCAAGAAUCUCCUGAAAUACAGUACUGUGAGGAUGACUUGAAAGCUGAAACUGCAAAUGACAGCUGGACAUCAGACAUGACAGCAGAUGAUAUAGUUAUGCUUUUGUGAAUUCUUUGAUAUUAAUUUAAAAGUUUACCUUUUGUUAUAUUCUGUUUUGGGUUAAUAUUCUUCAAUUGAACUAAAUUCACUAAAAUCAUAAUUUAAUACAGCGGUUUUCAUUCUUUUGAGCUCCACGACCUCCUAAUACAAUUUUCCACUCCACUGCGAACUAUAAAAAUUUUUUUGUUUAUAGGCCUUCGUAAAUGUGAUUUAGCUGUUAUAAAAUCCUGAUAUCUGAUAUCCAGGAUUUUUAUUCCAUUGUUAGAAAAUGAACAUACCAAAAGCUUUAUUUAAUGCUAAAUAUAUUUGCACUUAAAUUAAAAAAAAAACAACUGUAUCUUUUCUGACCUCAUUCAUUUACUUUUCUAUUAUUCAUAUUACAAACUUAAGUGACUAUUUAAAAAGUAUUGCUAAGCAUGAGAAAUGUAGUUUUUGAUGCAGCCACCUACAUUGCUACAAAAUUUUUAUGAUAGUAUUUUCAAACACACCAAAGUUUGUGUAAAGGUUAAGCUUGUUUCUGUUUUACUAGAUUAGGUAUUCUCAGGCCAGUCUUUGUAAGAACACAUCUUCAACAUCAAAUUUAUUUCUGUAUUUAGACUUGAUAGCUAACAGGCAGAAAAAACAUGUUUCACAAAGAUAUGUGGUUGGAAAUAGAAGAGGAAGUCACAAAAAAAUGUCUAAUAGAACAGAAGACAGCAAACAGUUGAUUCAGAAUUGUAUUGAAGAGAAAUCAUAUUAAGAAGUUUAAUAUUGAUAUAAUGCUUGUGGCAGUAUCUUUGUUGCUAAUAGAAAUUCAGACCAUCCAAGCAUACUUAGAGCACUAUCUGUGCAGAUAAUUUACAAUAUCUUUGGAUCUAUCAAGCUUGAGGCUAAAUAUUGAAAAAGGAGAUGACAUCAUUUCCUGAUUGAUGAUAUCAGAAAACAUGUCAACUAUUCUCCUGUAAAAAGUGUCAUUAGAUUGAGAAAUUGCACUGAAUUUAUUAAGGAAUUCCGCUCCAAUCAUAACUCAAGCAAUGUUUUUAGCUGCUGACAAUAAAUCCUUAGUAGUGGUGUGAGGUUUCAUAGAUCUGGCAAUUACGAGAGCCACCUAAUAAAAAGCUUCAAGGGUUGGUAUUUUUAUAUUCUGAUAAUUGCCACGUGAACCAAUUCAGGAUUUCUUGACUCCACCAGCCUACAAAAAUAAAAUACUGUAUGUCCUUAUCAGCAAAGGUCUUCGAACAUUUUCUUGGCCUCAUACAUUUGGCAGAAAGAACUUCUUUACAAAUGAUGCAUCAGGAUAUUUCAAUUCCUGCUUGAACUAUUGAAGCAAAACCAUACAACAAAAAAUCUUAAUUUUCUUUUCUUAGUGUUGUUUUGUUCGAAGUCCAUGUUCAUGGGUUGUUCCAUUAUGAAUUUAUUGCCUUCAAUAACAUGGACUAUAAAAUGAUGGCGUAUUAUUAAUUAAAUUUGCUUCACUAUGUGAUUAGAUCUUCACCUUAGAAAUGUUUGAUCCUGCAAUUGUGUUUCACUGCAUUUGAUGGACAGUAAUUUUGAUUGUUGAAAAAUUUAUUCUGCAACAAAGGAGAUAUGGUCUGCAAUAUCUAUUUUCGAAUGACAAUUAGAUCUAUAUAUUUCAAAAAAGAAAAACAAAGAAGUAACUACCAAUUUAAAAAAAGGGUCUACCUUCAAACAAUGAUAUUAAUAAUACAAUUUCCCAAUGGUCUUAGGUGACACCUGGCAAAUGAUCAUUAGACCCCCCCCCCUCCAAAAGGGGCUGAGAAUCCCAGCUUUACUACAUAUACUUGUUCUUGUAUAGUAUUUGCUUUGUUUUUGAGAAUCUGAUUAAAAAUUAUUUUUAAUUUGAAAAUUAGAUUUAAUGAAUUAUAAAUUAUUGUUAUUUUUUUUUUUGUUUUACAAGUUUGUACAUCUUAGGCUUAUAUAGUAAUAGGCCAGGCUGCUUAUUUCAGGGAGCAGAAGAUGAGGGACUGAGUUUAACGUUUAAAUUUUAACCUAAGUUGCAUGUUCAAAAUUAGCCUAACUGUUUGUUUUAGAAUAAGCCUAAGGAAAUUUUUAAAAUCUUAAUACACUACUUUUAUGCAUUUUUUUUUCUUAACUAUUGUUUCAUCAAUAUAUAUAAUAAGGCUUGUAUUUGAGUCCAAAGAUUAAUGAGGAAUGCAGUAUUUCCCGUGGCUAUGCAGCCCCUACAUAUUUAUAUAUACAUAUAAAUAUAAUGCAUUUGAUUUUUUUCAGUCUGAAACGUACAAAUUCUUAAAUGAAUUCUUAUAUUGGACACUUUGUGGAUGAAAACAAAAGAUAGGCUUCAAUAUUUUUUAUUCCUUUUACUGUAACUGAAGUAUAGAAAUAUUAAUUAAUAUCCUUCACCUAUCCAUUAGUCCAUUGGGGCAAUACACAUUAUCUGUUGACCAUCUUUCUCCAUUCCUCUCUUUUUUUUGCCUUUGACAGAAUCUCUUUCAGUUACAGUUCUGUCCAUUCUUUAUGUUGUCUUCCCAUCGCUUUAUUUCUCUGACUUUUAUUCUUUUACCUGGCACUGUUCCCUGAAGGAGAGUCUUUGCGAAUCCUGAGGAUUUUGUAAUAUGGCCAUAACAUUUCAGUUUGUGUUUCUUAACAGCAGUUAGCAG
Messenger RNA from Biomphalaria glabrata, 5010 nucleotides. Its product is annotated as golgin subfamily A member 4-like. The transcript has 13 exons. NCBI's taxonomy places the organism in Eukaryota, Metazoa, Mollusca, Gastropoda, Planorbidae. The coding region runs from base 134 to 2401 and encodes 755 amino acids. The record is from RefSeq and is a predicted model, not a curated record.